AUGGUGUUGGGAGCCUUGAGCCGGAAGCCUGAAAUAAGCGCACUUGAGUUCUGUGGGAAGGCUGGAGAGAAGAAUUUCAACUUUUUGGGUUGCGGCCGGUUAGCAGAGGCCAGGAAGGAGGUGACCCGGUACUUCAAGAUCCGCAACGGAGAGGAUCCAGAGAGCUCCAGCGAUGAGGAGCUGACGUGGGUCCUACUUCUGGGCGUGGUGGCCGUGGUUUCGGAAAUUCCCUGCGUCUUCAGCACGUUUCGUUUCGAUAAUGUUCUGGAGUUCUGGGGCCCUUCGACCACAACCCGAUAUGCGGCGUUCCAACCCAGGAAAGCCCAGAGCCUCGAAGAGGUGGAGGAGAUCAAGGCCGCGCUCAAGACGGGCGCGGAGUGGCGCAAGGAGAUCCUGGAGCUCAAUGGUUCGAGUUGGUACUUCUGCUACUUCGAGGCAGGCGAUCCUUCUUCUGACUCUAAGUACGACUUUGCUGCUCUGUCUUGGCAGAUCCCCCACCGCCUCCGGCUCCCCUCCUCUGUGACGCUGCGCGGUGCGCAGCGCGCGCUGCGGCAGAAGGGCGCCCGCUUUGGCGAGGAGCUGCCGCCAGUGAGGUCAGAGAUGAUGCCCCAGGGCCUGCAGAGCAGCGCCCUAGGGCUGGACAGGCCCUUCGACGGCUCUCUGCCUACUGGCCGGCACAGCAGCCUCCCGGAGCUGUGUUGGAUAGAGGAACUGGUGCCGAUCUUCACGGAGAAGGAGGAGCAAGUCAUUGCGGACACGAUUGCGAAAUCCUACUUCAACUUCCGGAAGCUCGCGCCGGAAGAGAUGGAGGGGAUGCUCCAAUCCCUGCAAAGCUCGCUGCCGGAAGGGAGGGUGCCGUCCGCGGGGGUGGCGGCUUCUAUGCGGCGCGUCCUCAGCAUGAACGCCACUCUCUUCCAUAGCUUCCGGCUCAAGAAGGAGAUGAAGAAGCCGUCGAGCAGAAAUCGCAUCCUGAAGAUGCGACAGGCGGAGGUGCCAUGCGUGCCCGUUCUGUCCAGGGAGAUGAACAUGCCCCCGAGCAGCGUUCUGAAGCACAUCCUCACAGAAGAGGAUCUGCAGGGACGGACGCUGUCUGAGCUGUUCGGGCUGCUGGCCAGCGCGCUAGAAGAAAGAUCCUUCACGGACUCCUGGGAGCAAGAAGCGCAGGAAGUCCUACAAGAGGCCCUUGCAAAACCGCUGGAUCCCUGGGCGCUUCGCGAAGUUCUCUGGACCGUGGAGAAUGAUGCAGAGGCCGGGCAGGCACAAGCAAGACUCACAGCAACUGCGUUCGAGCACGACGUGGGGGAGAUCUGCAGAGAUGCUGGUAUCUCGUUUCAGACAGAGGAGGAGCUCAUGUUGUCGGAGGCUGUCAAAGGCACACCGGACCUGCUCUUUGAUGCACCAGUGCAGCUGCAGAUUCCGCAUGAUCGGAUGAUCAGGUGGAUGGAAUGCAAGAGCUUCUACGGAACUUCCUUCAACAGAAUACUUGGACCCAAGCUCCUCAAGCAAGCAAAGCGCUACGUUGAUGAGCUGGGCCCUGGCGCGCUGGUCUUCAUGCACGGGGCAUCGCUCUCCUUGGUGAAGAGCCUGGAGAAACUGGGGGUCGUGGUCUUGGACGGCUCCGGCCUGGGGACUUCUGAGUUCAUCUCGCGGCCGCCGUCAAUCGCCGGGCCCGAGGCGGAGUUCUGGCCCAUUCGUCUUCCCGCUGGGGCCGGCAGAAAGCGGAGGAAGCCGCGCAAGCCGCGGCAAGAGAAAAAGAACGGGAGAGCUUGCCUCAGCUCCAUGGCCAUCUGCAGAGAGAGGCCUGCUUCGGGCUCUGUGGACUGUGCUAAUUACGGGCUUGCUCCACAGAAGUUUGUCUGCCACUGGCAUGCUUCCCUGUGCAACUUCUCCAGCGCGCAGAUACCCGGUGCGGCAGGAGCUUGGUAUGUCAGCUCCUGGGGGCGCAUCAAAGUAGCUAGUGGCUCGGUCACCUACGGAAGCUUGACACGUUCUGGGUACAGAGCCGUGUGCAUAGCCCGAGCUCGGUACCAAGUGCAUCGGCUGGUUGCCACUACAUUCCUGGGCCUGCCGCCGACGGCAGACCACUGGCAGGUGAACCAUGUCGAUGGUGAUCGUUCCAACAACCAUGUCCACAACUUGGAGUGGGCGACAGCAUCCCAAAACGCAGCGCAUUCUUGGAGCAGCAAUCUGCAGCGAAGAACCGGAGGAACUUUGCGCAGAAAAUCUGUUCUUUGGCGACUUUGCGGGGACGAAGCAUGGUCAUGGUGCUCCUCUCAGAGGGAAGCUGCCCUCACAUGUGGGGUAAGCCGGCAAUCAGUCUCGAAUUGCUGCCGCGGGCUGCAAAAAUCAGCAGCCGGAGACAGUGCAAGGUACGAGUUUGAGUCGGCAGCCAGUCCAACAGAGCACGACAUACUGCACGGAGAGUCGUGGAAGCUUGGCCGACAUCCAGGCGAAACUCCUCCAAUACCAGGCUUGAUGGUGAGCAAUCACGGGCGGGUUCGGUUUUUGACUCGACACCACAGCCACACAACAUGCGGGAGUCGCCAGCCUGAUGGGUACUUUAGAAUUAAGGCAGGGGGCCGGCACUACAAGGUGCAUCGGCUCGUUGCAGGCACUUUUCUUGGCGAGCCGGCAUCGAUGACGAUGCAAGUCAACCACAAGGACGGCAACCCUGGAAACAACACUCUCGCAAAUCUGGAAUACGUCACACCCUCUGAAAACGUGUCGCACUCAUACGCAAACGGGCGCGCAGGAAAGUCUGGAACCUCCAAGGCAGUGGAGGCCCGCAGAAAGGAAGCUAACGUCGGCUGGGCACAUUUUCCUUCCAUCAGAGCUGCUGCCGUGCAUACUGGGAUCAAGGAGAGCGCCAUCUCUGCAAUUUGCAAGAUGCAAGCACCCAGCAGUACCCCUUACCAUUGGGAGUUCAGGUUUCCCGUGCAAGAGGCCCUGCCUGGGGAGGAGUGGCGCCCGGUGGUUUUGGAAGGAGCCCGGGUGCAAGGCCAGCGGCCAGGAACCAGCUAG
Messenger RNA from Symbiodinium natans, 3021 nucleotides. The record is from the annotation of a GenBank genome assembly. Lineage: Eukaryota; Dinophyceae; Suessiales; Symbiodiniaceae.